This is a messenger RNA of Stegodyphus dumicola, 2626 nucleotides long. RefSeq names its product transforming growth factor-beta-induced protein ig-h3-like. The record is from RefSeq and is a predicted model, not a curated record. Gene Ontology annotation, cellular component: extracellular matrix. Lineage: Eukaryota; Metazoa; Arthropoda; Arachnida; Araneae; Eresidae. Gene Ontology annotation, molecular function: cell adhesion molecule binding. Gene Ontology annotation, biological process: extracellular matrix organization; cell adhesion.
AGAGCAUCGCAGAGAGAGAUAUUCUCAGCCUUUAUCUAAGCGAGUUUUUUUCGCUGUUUGCCAGCGACAAUGCGCUUUUUGAGUUUAGCGACAGUUUGUUCCGCUCUACUCGUUGCCCUCAUCGCACGGGGGUGCGCUCAAACUUCGAACAGGCAAAAGAGAUUCCUAAGUCAAGAUUUCUGGAAUCCCCUUUCUGAUAGUCUACUUGGACUUGGAGAUUAUGCCCGAGACCUUACAGAUCACAUCACUGCACAGGCCUCUGUGGCCAUGCAGCAUAUGAUCCCUCAGGCAACAAGGGCAGUUAGUGGUUUAGCACCUCGUGGCAGAAUACGGUCACAAGAAAUUGCAGAGCCGCAGCCAAAAAGAGGACUGAUAAGGGUUCCCGUUGGAAGAGAGACUGAAGGUGAUGAGAAAGAAGUUGAGGUCUUUGAUCCUGUGCAAGUUGAAAAACCUCAGAAACCAUCACAUCCAGGUGGUGGAAUAAUUCCCUUUAUUCCAUUCUCAUUUUCAUUUGGACUUCUAACACCUUGGUGGGAUGGGCCUAAUGUUUGUGUGGAAAGGAAUGAAGUUGAGGAACCAGAAGAAGAUACAAAAGAUAUUCCUGGAUUUAGCAUCAAUUUCCAAACCACACGUUGUGUGCCAUCAGAAUCUUCACACACGUGUAUAAAAACGACACAAACUAAUGGAAUGCGAAAGACAGUGAUCCUCAGAAGGCAGUGUUGCCAUGGUUACAUACGAAGGACAGAUGGAAGACCUGGAUGCAGCGCACUGAAAAUGGAAAAUCUGAUCGACACUAUGAAAUCACUGGAAAUGAAUAAAUUUCUGAACUGGAUUGACAACGCUGGCCUGAAGGAAAACUUACUGACAGAAAAUUACACAGUUUUUGCACCAUCAAAUGAUGCUAUAGUUGAUUUUGAAGAUGAUACGGAAGAUAAUGAAAUCUCUGCCAUAAAUCCAGCUAAACGUUUGAUUGAUGUUUCUUCAAUUGUGGCAGGCCAUAUAUUGGAGGGCUUCACAAACAUUGAUAACUUAGAAAAUGAAGAGCUUUUAAAUACCUUGACUGAGGCAUCUAAGAUUCGUAUCAAUAAAUAUCAGCCUGCACACGAAGUUGUGACAGCCAAUUGUAUACCCAUAAUCGGAAAAAAUAAUUUUGCAACAAAUGGAAUUGUACAUCUGGCGUCUGGAGUAUUGCCACAGCCAAAACAAACCGUAGGUGAACUAAUAGAAAAUGACAGCCAGUUUAAUACUUUCAAGAAGUUAUUGCUGGAAAGUAACUUCAUGGAAGAUCUCAAAAAGAGUGAACAACCAUGGACAUUAUUUGUGCCAACAGAUGAAGCCUUUAGACAAUUACCAAGAAGUUUACAAAAACAGAUUGAUUCUAAAGAAGGUUGCAUUGAAAGUAUACUGCAUCAACAUAUAAUAAAAGGAACCAUUUGCACACCUGCAGUUGUAAGUCAAAUGAGAGUAAAGAAUAUUUUAGACAACAGCCUUCAAUUAACAAAAGAUGAAAGUGAGAAAUUAAGAGUGGAUGGUGCUCUAAUAGAUGUCGAAAACACAAUGGGUACUAAUGGUGUUAUUCAUGUCAUUGACAAAGUUUUAAUUCCACCUCAAGCACGAAGUCUUUUGAAAGCUUUAGAAGAAGAAGAAAGAAGGGAUCUUUUAGACCUCAUAGAAUUGGCAGAUUUGAUAUCAACUUUAGAAGAGAUGCAAAAUGUUACUUUCUUUGUUCCAUCAGAAGAAGCUUUAAAAAGUUUAUCAAAUGAUACUUUACAAGAGUUGGUGGCCAAUCCAGAAUUACUCAAGAAAUUGCUGCAACAUCACUUAGUUCAGCCACGAACAUCUGGUAGCAUGUUUGCUGAUAACAAGAAACUUCAAACGAUGAAUGGUCAUGACAUACAUAUCACACUUCAUGAAGUGUUUCCUGGAAUUAUUACAGGAGCUACUGUACAAUGUGCUUAUGUCGUAAGCCACGAUAAUCAUGCUUGUGGAGCUGUUAUUCAUAAAAUCAAUAAGGUACUUAUGCCUCCAAAAGGCAGCAUAAUUGAAAUGCUGAAAGACAUGGAAGGUCAUGAUAUAGUAGUGAAACUACUUCAGAAUACAGAGUUAGAAACAAAGCUUCAAGAAGAUGGACCUUUCACAUUUUUAGCACCCAAUGAUGAAGCUUUUGAAAGACUAAGUGAUAGUCAGUUAGAAGAUUUGUUAGAAAAUAAAACCAAAGCAGAACAAAUAUUGAAGCUACAUGUUUUACCAGAACUAUUGUGCUGCAACCAAGUAAGCCAUGCAUCUCCCUUCCAUCGGCAAUUUGUUAGAACAUAUGACGGCAGCAUUUUACCACUUCACAGAGGAUUAGGAGAUAGAGUGAGAUUCGGAAGAGCCAGAGCAGUACAGUGUGACACAGCAGCUACAAAUGGACUUGUGCAUUCCAUUAAUAAAGUCAUAUUACCACAAAGGCCAACAACACACAUAUUUGGUAUGGACUUCUGGCCUUUUUUUAAGUAAUUACAACUGAAGAAACUAGGAGUGUUUUUCACUCUUUUACAUGUGUUAUAAUGAAAAUAGUAUUUUUGUAUGAGGUUUAAUUUAUUCAUAAUCCAUUUGUUCAGUUCAGUAAAACAGUUUUAUUGUA